Molecule: messenger RNA, 1545 nt
Organism: Glycine soja
Lineage: Eukaryota; Viridiplantae; Streptophyta; Magnoliopsida; Fabales; Fabaceae
Product: VQ motif-containing protein 17-like
Exons: 2
Coding region: 171-647 (158 amino acids)
Cellular component (GO): nucleus
Source: RefSeq, a predicted model, not a curated record
UAAUUUAUUGACUAUAAAUUUGGUAAGAUGUAUAUCCAAUCUUAGUUUCCAAAAGACUGCUUCAAGUAAACUUGAGAAUCAGCACCUUGUUUUCUUGCAGGAUAUAAUAGCAGGUAACCAUCAGUUUCAAUCCACUCUUCUUUCAACACUCGGAAUCAACCAAAGAAGAGAUGACAAAGCUACACACUUGUUAUCCAAGCUCUGCAUCUUCAAAGCUAGGAAUUGACAAAGAUUCACAUGUGAUCUCAAAAACCAAGCCAAAGAUCAGGAUAAUUCAUGUGUAUGCUCCAGAAAUCAUUAAAACUGAUGCUGCAAAUUUCAAAGAGUUGGUUCAAAGGCUCACAGGAAAGCCAAAAGAAGAAGAAGGGAGAGGUAAAAGCAAGUCCAAAACUGCACUAACCAAAGACCCAAAGGAUUCACGCCCCAAGAAGGCCAUGGUCAUGCAAGAUGAUGAGUUUCUGAGUCUGCAAAAUAGGACAAGGGUAAAGAAUGAAUAUAAAGAGGAGGAAAUUCAAGAUGAUAUGUGGAGGUCAAAGUCAAACGAAAAGUUCAGUGGUUUCCUUGAUGGGUUCUUAGAAUUGGAUGGUUUUAUGGAAGAAUUGGGUAUUGACAAUUACCUUGACUCUGUUGCAGUGCAUGUGUAUUGAUCUCAAUCAGUCCUUUGGAUGCUUCAGGAUUAUAGUGAGUAUUCAUUAACAUUACUCACCAUAAUACUUUGUUUUGUGUAUGAUAGUUGUCUUGAAUUGCAUCUCUUUCUCUUGGUAAUGAUUGCUUUCUAGGUCUUUCACAUAGCAAUUGUUAACCAAUUUUGCCUAGUUAAGCUUCUUUUGUUUUCUCUCUCAGCUAUUGUUUUUUCCUUCUUCUAAUCAUUUCCAAGGGAGAAGAAGGGCUUUUUGUACUUUUGCAGGCUAAAAAUUCACAGAUCAAUUCAUUCCAUUUGGGAACAAAAUUAUAAUUCGAGCUUUGACAACAUUGGAGUAAUCAAAUAGUGUCCUUGUCGUGCAUACAAUAUUAAUGUAGACCUGACAGUUGUUUAUCUUUAUGAAGACUUUUCAAGAGUAAAGAGCUUCAGAAAUAAACAGCAUUACACUUUGAAAGUGAAAGAAAGAUUAUUUAGAUAGUAAAUUGAAUUGUGAUUGGAGAUGAAAUUGGAAUUGUUGAACAAAAUAGAUGGAAAAAAACUUAUGCUGUUUGUUAGAGAAUACAAGAUGUAAUGCAAGUUGUGAAGCCACCAUUUGGAACUCAUCAUUCAAGACUUUUCAAUAGUAGUGAGCUUUGGAAAUCAACAGCAUUACGCUUUGAAAGCGAAAGGAAUAUUAUUAUAGACAGUAAAUUCAGUUGUCAAAUAGAGCAUGCUUAUUAGGGAUGAAAAGGGAUAUGGAUUAAUGAACGCUGAGAAGCCACUAUUUAGAACUCAUCAUUAGAGACUUCAUCACAAAUAUUGAGAUGAGGUUCAAUAAUCCAAACCAACAUAAUAGAUUCAUCAUAAAUGUAUGAUCUUCAACAUUCGACAACAAAUUGUUUAAAUAGACUCUGAUAUAUUAA